Ochlerotatus camptorhynchus is the source of this 5251-nucleotide messenger RNA. It is a transcript of the gene stx, whose product is annotated as stuxnet. The record is from RefSeq and is a predicted model, not a curated record. Gene Ontology annotation, molecular function: protein binding. The transcript has 5 exons. Lineage: Eukaryota; Metazoa; Arthropoda; Insecta; Diptera; Culicidae. The coding region runs from base 825 to 3617 and encodes 930 amino acids. Gene Ontology annotation, cellular component: nucleus.
CGGACUUGCCAGCGCACGGAUCUCUCCAUAGCUGUCGGAUCGGGGUCGCCGUCGGACGGACUAGCAGCAUCAGAGGAGAGCAUUAGCAACAUACCAUCGCAGUGUGUUGGAGGGAGUAGGAGUACACAGCUUGGCUUGGUGAUAUUCGGUGCGAGUGUGUCGGUGCUGCAAGUGUGUCGCCUGUGUCUACUCCAUCUCUAGUGGUGUAGUAGGAGCGUAACGUAGAGCAGAUAAUAAAUUCAGUCAGCCCAGCAGCACCAACGCUGGUGUCCUCCUCCGUGUCGUUGAAUAGCGCAUCGUCAGCAACGGGAGCCAUUCGCGUGGAACUUGUUGGGUUUAGUGUGUAGUCGGUCGUUAUAGUGCUGUUCCGAGGAGAAAUCGACGACGCCGAGCUGACCUUAUGUAAUUCGUGCGGGUCCCGUGCCGUGUCGGUGAAAAUCUUUCCGUGAUUACGGGAAAUCAACCUUUCGUCGUUGCCGUCGCCGUGAGUGAGUGGGUGGGUGUGUGAACCCCUCGGAAGAAAGAAAAAAAAAGCUCUCCCGGAGUGCGUGUGGCUCUAAAUACCCACCUCCGACCGAGCAGCAUUAGGCGUGGUAGUGUUUUUCCCCUGUGAAGUGUGCGGAGCGAGGUGUGGUGGAUUGUCGUCGGGCGAGUAAAAAAAAUAAAGUAAUGGAGUGAGAGGAGCAAAGCGCCGCCAUCGGUGAUAAGAUUAGAAAAUUCAAUAGUGAGAUUUUCCAUAUUGAGGCCUGUGUGCAAAUUCCAAAUUGCGCUUGGGAAGUUCAGCUAGUUAUUCAGCCGAAGUGAGUCGGGAAAAAAGAAGAACAAUGGAUAAAUCCGGAGGAGGUGAUUCGCGUGACGGAGGACCCUCGUCGACUCCGCAGGCAUCAUCAUCAUCAUCAACAGCAGCAGCAGCAACACAGCAAACUUCAACAAUUCCGGCCAUUGGGUGUGGUUCCAGUUCCAGCUCUGGACCGUCAUCUGCCACCGCCAUGACGCUGAACGUCACCACCACAACGGGCGGCAGCUUUUCCGUACUCGUCGACGGUGAAAAUUCCGUGGAAAACCUCAAGAAAAUCAUAUCGAAAAAGCUGAAAGUCUCCAAGGACCGUAUAUGUUUGCUGCACCGCGAGAGGGAACUGCACGAUGGUACUCUACGAGAGAAUGGACUUAUGGACGGCUCCAAGCUGAUCCUCACACCGAACGUUGAGACUGGGCUUCUGGCACAACGAGCGGAGAAUACAGUAAUGCAGGCGCUGGAGUCGCUGAAUGACAAUCAGGUGAACGACUUCCUCAGUGGCAAGUCUCCGCUGAAUCUGAGUGUCCGUCUGGGGGACCACAUGAUGCUGAUUCAGCUGCAGCUGAGCACCCUGAAUCCGUCGUCCCAGAGUGGAAGUAGAUCCAAGACACACAAGUCCCGUAGUCUGACGGGAGCAGCAGGUGGCAGCUCGACUGGAGCUAGCACUAGCCUAAUGCAAGCUUCGUCCUCUCGCAGUAGGACGACCAUCCCGAUAGGAUUGAGGCGCGUAGCGACAACUGACGGUGGAAGUGCGUCGGGUAGUAGAACCAUCGUUGAACACGUGACCGAGUCACAGACCUUCACCAAGCAGGAACUAGAGAAUAUCCAUAGUAUAGUGAAAAACCUUGCCGAAAGUGAGAACCCGACAAUGGCAAUUGUGCGUCCCAGCGCACCGGAACCAAUGGAGACUGAACCGGAAGCGAGGCCGUUGGCCUCGGAAUCCCCGAUCAAAUCCCUAUCCAAUCUAGUGUCUAGCUCAAUCAAUCCCAGCAACAUUCCUCCUCCGUGCAGCAGCAGCAACAACAACAUCCUGCCGACGGAUCUCCCCUCGACCCUAACGGAUCCCAUCAGCGCCAACCUCACCUCGUGUCUAUGCAAAAGACUGGACAGCAACGAUAACAAUUCCUGCGAUCCAAACUGCCUAUCGCGCGUUCCUGAGCCCCAGCCGUCUACAUCGACGGCCAGUUUACACCGCACGGCUCACAACCCCAUCGCACGUCAUAAAACGAAGGUCCAAACUCUUCGGAAGCACUACAGCUUCGAUAGUACCACCCUAGCGAAAACGGAUCUUGAAACCGUUCAACCCGUGGCUUCGUCGUCUGCCCCAAACUCCCCGCAACGCCCGGAUCAGACCCUAGUGCACCAUUCGCACCAACAUCAACAUUAUCACCCGCACCACCACCAACACCACAGUCAUCAAUCUCAACCCCAGCCCGGUCCAAGCAACGCACCUCGAGCCCUCAACGGUGACGCCUCGAGCAUAGAGAACCCCGCCCUGGCGGAAGCCUCCCGUAACCUUACGCAAACCCUGCGGAAACUGUCCAAGCGGGUGUUUACCAACAAGGUCAGCGAAGCCGCCGCGCAAGAACAAGCUCGCAACGUGAGCUCCGGGGCCGUCAUCGAAUCCAUGAAGCACCACGGAAAGGGAAUUUACUCGGGAACCUUCUCGGGCACGUUAAAUCCGGCCUUGCAGGACAAGUUCGGUCGCCCUAAGAGAGACAUCUCCACCAUCAUCCACAUCCUGAACGACCUGUUGAGCGCUGCGCCGCAGUGCGCUCGAACCGGGACCAAGAUCUAUUUCGAGCCCUCGCAAUCGGCAAGUUCCGCGACCGCAGUAGCCACGAACCAGGUGACAGCUGGAGCGAAUGCAUCCAAUGGAGGCGCUUCUAGCAACAGCAGUAGUAGUGCCAGCAGUGGAAGCAAUCUGCAAGCAGCUGCCCUGAUGGCGCCCACAACCCUAACAACUCCGGUGGCGGCGCUCAGUCCACGCUUGGUGUCACGAUGUGUACCGGCGUCGAUACAGACCAAAAAGUAUCCCAGCAACGGAACGACCAACACCAUCGCUAGCAUCGGCUCAACUAGCAGCAACAGCAGCUGCAGUGGCUGCAAACCCGCAGAACCGCCAACCCCCGGUAGUAGCAACAGUGGCGCCACGGCCUCCACCUUUGCCCGCUGCCAUCACCAUCCGAAAGCCGCCCUGAAAGUGCUGUGCAAAUGUGGCCACCCACUGACGCCCACCGCUUCUUCAUCGACAAGCGCCCAACCACAACAUUGCCAACGCUGUGCCGCCGCAAUUAGUGCAGCCGAGUUGGAAAACUCCAAAACCAAAUCCAAGCUAGACAAUCUCCGCCUGAUUAUGCAGCAGAAGAAGGAACGCCGCGAAGCACGUAAGCAAAAGUGUGCGCCGUACAGUACCACCGCCGUGGCCUCCCCACUAGCAUCAUCAUCGACCGUCGUCGGACUCCGUGGAACGACGGCGGUGAAGGCAGCGGAGGUGGCACUCACCACUUCCCGUCACCCCGCCACCAUCGCCACCUUAGCAACUCCGUCGGUGGCUGAUGGAGUGGUAGAGACAAUGGAAACAACUCCGGCCAUUAUGGCGAGCAACAGUGACGGAGCAGCAUCAGAAAGCAACAACAACAACAACAACAACAAUGGCAGCAUCAGCAGCAGUAGCAACGGAGCAAAUUCGGCCACUGCCACCGCUACGGCCACCACCACUACUACAGCGGCGGCUACGGCAGCGGCGACGGCGGCUGCAACGUCUUCGGAGGCGGCUCAAAGUCACCAGAUCGUGGAAGAGGUUGAUACUGUUGCAUAAGACUUUCCACAAAGCAUUGAUUCAACGGUCAUUUUGGAACCCGGAAAAUAGCGGUGCGUCGCGAAACAGCGGUAACUUAAGUUAAGCAUCAAACUGAAUGACAGAGACGUGCAACAGAAAACCGAAACAAAUGUAUUUGGCAGCGGAUGAAAUUUUUUUUGUACAAAAACGAAUAGUCAAGACUAAACAAAAUAUAUGAUGUAAACAAAGUACUAACAGCAUAAAUAAAUAUCUUAGCGGAAAAGGAUUAAACAAAUCUAUAGCAAACAACUUGAACAAUUUGGUAAACCAUAUGCGAUGAUAAUUAUAAUCAAGCAAUUAUAAAUACUUCAACUAUGAAAAGAAUCUAAACAGCAAAAAAAAAAUUGCGGAACGAAAGGUAGAAAACAAGAUGAUCUCCAAUUUAACAAAAAAAAAAACAUGUGAAAGAAGUAUAAAAUUUCUGAUACUAAUUGUAAAACAUGGACAAAAAAAAAACAAAUUAACGCAAACAAAUAUUUAGCCAAUUAUACCUAAUUGUAAUAAAAACAAAAAUAAAUACACACACACAAAACACAUCCACACAUACACUAAUGGCUUCUGGUUUCCAAAACUAUCUCCAUAAAAAUAGUAUAACUCAGUAGUGAACUGAACUUUAUAUAUUGAAUCAAGCUUCUUCUAAAAGAAAAUAAAGAACCCACUUUCUUACUAUUGAUAAAGUAUUUGUAGUGAAAAACAAAAUGCAAGCAUCCCCUCACCAGCCCAUCCCUCCCCCCCCCUCCCCACCCAAAUUCGUACUAUUAGCAGCUUAGUGUAACAAAUUUAAUCAAAUCUUUAAAUAUAUAAAAAAAAAACUGUUUUCGCUUCCUCCGGGCGCUUCGUUACUCUGACUCUGUUCCUUUAUUUUUCUUUCGAAGUUUCGUUUGACGUGUUUCCUCUUUCUUUCUUUUUUGUUUGGGUCGACUUUAAGUUUAAAUGGGAAAAAAAAUUGCUAUCUAAAACCGUUGAAUUGUGUUCAAAUGUCGCAAAACCAAAAGUCGGACGACUAACGUUUCGAGAAUCAACCUGAAAGGUAUCCUUGUUUGAAGAUUGAGUUUUACAAUCAUUUAGGUGAAAAUUUAGCAAUCGUAAGAAGAAGAAAAAAAAAAUAAAUGUAAUGCGACUGUAUGUGGUUAUUGUUUGUGUUAGGAACUUUUGUUUUGCCUUAUUACAAUUAUUAAGAGGAGUUUAGGAGAUAAGUAGGAUUAGCUUGCAGCGCCAACAGACACGGACACAGUGAUUGUGUUCUCACGGUAAGAUGCGGUUUAGUGAAAAACGAUAAAAUCAAAUUCAAAUGUGAAGAAAAUUUGCUAAAUGCGUAAAGAGAUAAGGGAGAUCUUUCAACAAGACAAAAGUGAACCAUAUUUAAGAAAUGGAAAAAAAAAAUGUAAGAAAAUAAAAAAAAACACUUGAUGAAAAGGAAUGAGAAUAGGCAAGCAAACAAAAAAAAAACAACAAGCAAGCAAAAUUUAAUUAUGUCAUAAAUAUUACACAACAGUAGCGUACUAUGUGAAGGUUAAGUGAAUAAUCCAAUAAACGGAAGGUAAAAAUUGUGUACUAAGCAGAGAGACUCUUGAACGGAAACAAUAAAGAAAAAUUGCAAUCUACAGCAGAAA